CUGUCGUAGAGGAGGUCCAGGAAAGGAAGUUUGUUGAUACUUUUGAAAGUGCCCAAAGAGGUCAGUUUCUGCCUUUAGAACUCGGUGAUAUCCCCGUACCAGUUACUGAAGAAACAUUGACUGCGGAAGUAAUCAUGCCUUCUGGAAAGCUUGAUAAGCCAACUAUAAUAGACAACCAUGAUGGAACAGUUAGUGUGAGGUAUGAUCCGAAAGAAGAAGGAUCCCACGAACUCCAGAUAAAGUACAACAGUGAUCACAUACAAGGAAGUCCAUUCAAGUUCCAUGUCGACACAAUCAGCAGUGGCUUUGUGACAGCACACGGCUCUGGAUUAACACAUGGUAUUGCUGGUGAGCCUUGCAAUUUUACCAUCUACACUAAAGGUGCAGGAGCAGGUGGUCUAUCUGUAGCAGUUGAAGGGCCUUCUAAAGCUGAGAUUAACUGUCACGAUAAUAAAGAUGGCACUGUUGGUGUGUCAUAUGUACCAGCUGCACCAGGAGAGUACAAGGUUACUGUUAAGUUUGCAGACAAACACAUCAAAGGAAGUCCAUUCACUGCCAAAAUUACUGGUGAAGGUCGUAAACGCAAUCAAAUCUCUGUUGGACACUCUAGUGAAGUUUCCUUGAAGGUUCAGGAGAAAGAUGUGAAGAAUCUGAAUGCAAGUAUUGUUGCACCAUCUGGAUUGGAGGAGCCAUGCUUUGUAAAGAAACUUCCAAAUGGCCAUCUUGGUAUUUCUUUCACUCCCCGAGAAGCUGGAAAACAUGAGGUCCACGUGAAACGCCUUGGCAAACCCAUUCAGGGAAGUCCAUUUCCAAUCAAUGUCCUGGAAAAAGAAAUUGGGGAUGCGUCCAAUGUUCGUGUCAGUGGUACUGCUCUAAAAGAAGGGAAGACUCAUAAAGCUAAUGAAAUCAAUAUUGAUACUAAAAAUGCAGGUUAUGGUGGAUUGAGUUUCUCUGUGGAAGGACCAAGCAAGGCUGAGAUCCAGUGUAAAGAUAAUGAAGAUGGUUCUCUCAAAGUCAGUUACUGUCCACUUGAACCCGGAUACUACAUUAUCAACCUCAAGUUUGCUGACCACCAUGUGCCUGGAAGUCCUUUUACAGUAAAGGUAACUGGUGAAGGUUCUAAUAUCCAACGUGAGCAUAUCAAGAAGCAAAGAGAUGCGGUUCCUGUCACCGAUGUUGGAUCGGAGUGUAGACUGACUGUAAAGAUGCCUGGUACAAGUGCUUUUGAUAUGGCUGCCAAGGUCACUUCUCCAUCUGGUAUAACUGAAGAUGCAGAGAUCUUAGACAUGGAUGACUUUCUUUAUGCUGUCCACUUUGUCCCUAAAGAAGUUGGUGUCCACACUGUUAGUGUGCGUUACAAAGACAUUCACAUCCCUGGUUCACCCUUCCAGUUCACUGUUGGACCUCUACAUGAGUUUGGUGCUCACAGAGUUCAUGCUGGAGGAACUGGUUUAGAGCGAGGAAUUGCAGGAGAAGCAUGUGAGUUCAAUGUAUGGACGAGGGAAGCAGGUGCUGGAAGCCUUGCCAUCUCAGUUGAAGGCCCAUCUAAAGCAGAAAUUGAUUUCAAGGAUCGAAAAGAUGGAUCUUGUUAUGUUUCUUACAAAGUGCAGGAUGCAGGUGAAUACAGAGUGGGGGUCAAGUUCAAUGAACAACACAUCCCGGACAGCCCUUUUAAAGUUUACAUGAUGCCUCAAUCAGGUGACACCAAGAAAAUUGAGGUUGGUGCUAUCCCAGAAGCUAACUUACAGGUCAACAAGCCUGUAGCAUUUACCAUCCAAAUGAAUGGGGCUAAAGGAAUGCUUGAUGGCAAAGUUAUUUCUUCUUCUGGAGCAGAAGAUGACUGCUUUGUAGCUCCUAUUGAUGAUGAUCAGUGGGCUUUACGGUUUGUGCCCAAGGAGAAUGGAAUUCACCAGAUCCAUGUUAGACACAAUGGAAUGCACAUCCCUCAGAGCCCUUUCCGUAUUCGUAUUGGUCAAGAUGAUGCUGAUCCAGCUGCAGUCCAUGCCGAUGGAAAUGGCUUGAAAGAAUGUAAAACUGGAACCAAGACUGACUUCAUUGUUGAUACUUGUAAUGCCGGAGCUGGAACGUUAGCAGUUACCAUUGAUGGACCGUCUAAGGUGUCCAUGGAUUGUACUGAAGUGGAAGAAGGAUACAAAGUACGGUAUACUCCAUUAGCUCCAGGAGACUACUAUAUUAUCAUCAAGUACAAUGGUUACCAUAUAGUGGGUAGCCCUUUCAAAGUACACUGCACUGGCAGUGCCGUAGCUGAUUAUGGAGAACAUGAGAUAUCUUCAGUUGUUGUAGAAACCGUUUCCAAACAAGCUCGACAAAAAGCUGAUAACUUGCCGCGAUUCCACUCAAAUGCUAUGAAAGUAACUAGCAAAGGGAUGGGUCUUAAGAAAGCUUAUUCCCAUAAACAGAACACAUUUACCGUUAACUGUGGUGAUGCUGGUAACAACCUUCUCUACGUUGCUCUUUAUGGUCCCAAAGGACCUUCGGAGGAGGUAUACAUCAAACACAUGGGCCGUAACAUGUACCAGGUAAACUACGUAGUGAAAGAGAAAGGCGACUAUGUGCUUAUUAUUAAAUAUGGUGACGACCACAUCCCUGGCAGUCCUUUUAAGGUGGAGAGUUCAUGAGCCUUAUCCCCUGACUCAUCCCUUCCAAGUGUAGAUGAACCCAGUACUGGACACUUACAUGAAGUUUUAUGCUGGACAAUAUAUACCCCAAGCCACUUCUUAAAAUGCCACAUCAUUUUUGUAGCACAUCACAUUUAGUGAGAAAAUAAAUUUUGUGUGUGUGUAUUUUCUCUAAUUAUGGCAUCGUUUAAUUUCAAAUUAACCACAUAAUGCAUUCAGAUUCUCUCAUUUCCUAUGAGGAAUAAGGUGCAUGACAUUUGACGAACUGAACAUUUUCUGUAUUAAUCUGUGAGAAGAAAUUUCCAUAUUACUCUGAUGCUAUAUUUAGCGAAGUUGCACAGGUUUCUCAUUAUUUACGGUCAUAAAUGCUUUUUAAAAUGGAAUGUCAUCUCAGCUUUACUACUUAGAGAUUUUGAAAUCACUCUCAACCCAUGGUGUGUUUUCAAGCUUUUUGUUUUACACCUUUCUCUCCUUAAAGUAAGUACAUCCCAAUGAGGUGUAGUAUUUUAUUUGCUCAUUUACGUUAACAAACUUUUAGUGGAAUAAAUAGUUAUUAGUUUAUAAUAAUGAAAGAGUUACAAGAAACUGAAAGUGCAUUUACACACAUUUCAGUCUUAGAAUCAGGUCUUUCUCUUUAAUUCAAUGAAAUAAACCACUGUAAUAAACUUGUCAAAAGGUGUUUUGCUUGCUUCAUCAAGAAUUAAAUAUUUUAAUUAUGCUAUAGUAUUAUUGUCCUUUUUUUAUAUAUUAUAGUGUGUUGGCUAUUGAUUUGAACUUUGCAAAUGUUAAGGCUUUUUUUAAAUUAUCACUGUUUAAGUUUUCCCUCUCCUUUAAAAUUUUGGUGUUUUUUGUUGGGCUGUUAGUUGUGGAAAGAGGAUUUAGAAGAAACAGUUCAUGUUGUACAUUUUUUGGUAUUGUUUGAUAUUUUGUUUAAAUUUAGUACUUGUGUGUUUUGAGUAGUUUUGAUGAUAUAAAGAAAAGUGCCUUGUUCUUAUAAAAAGUAUUUAUAUUGGUAUAUUUUAAUGCCCUUUUUGAUGCGAACUUCUUACCCAAUGUGUACUGUCCUAAGAAUCAUGAUUGUCCUGACUUUUACAGGUAAAGGUUUCAAAAUAUGAAUUCACAAGUGCCAAGCUAAAAAAAAAAAAGUUGCAUGUCAGUGAGCAAUAUUCUGUUAAAUAUCAAACUGGAGAGGUUUUUUUCUAUUAUAGAACUAGCAUAUUGAUAUCUCUAAUCAAUAACUUUUGUUAAAUAACUGGAGCUGUGUGCCAAGUAUAUUUUUCUUCUCGGAACAUAGAAACUACUCUUAACACUUGACUAAUCUUGUUAAGUAGUUAACUUUACUAUUGGUGAAGGUGCUAUCCUUUAGAUGACUAUAACUGAUCAUGGAAUAGAAAUUGUAUGUUCCCCUUGAUCAUCUAAUAAAAUGUCAUUUUGUCACCAUA
This is a messenger RNA of Limulus polyphemus (Atlantic horseshoe crab), 4081 nucleotides long. Its product is annotated as filamin-A-like. Gene Ontology annotation, biological process: actin cytoskeleton organization. The record is from RefSeq and is a predicted model, not a curated record. The transcript has 15 exons. Lineage: Eukaryota; Metazoa; Arthropoda; Merostomata; Xiphosura; Limulidae. Gene Ontology annotation, molecular function: actin filament binding. Bases 135 to 2639 code for a protein of 834 amino acids.